This is a messenger RNA of Myiozetetes cayanensis, 5356 nucleotides long. RefSeq names its product solute carrier family 38 member 6 (gene SLC38A6). Gene Ontology annotation, molecular function: L-glutamine transmembrane transporter activity. The record is from RefSeq and is a predicted model, not a curated record. Gene Ontology annotation, biological process: amino acid transmembrane transport; L-glutamine transport. NCBI's taxonomy places the organism in Eukaryota, Metazoa, Chordata, Aves, Passeriformes, Tyrannidae.
UCGGUGCGCGGGGGGCGAUGGCGGCGCCGCCCCGGGGGUCCCGCAGCGCCCGGGCCCUGCCCGCCCGCGGGUGGUACCUGUCCGCCCGCCUGCGGGACCACCAGGACGACGAGGAGGACGAGGAGGAGGAGGACGGGGAGUCCGCCCCGCUGCUGCCGCCGCCGCCGGCGGGCAGCGUGCGUAGUUCUUCAAGUCGUGGUUCCUCCUUUGCUUUCUCAGUGUUCAACCUAAUGAAUGCCAUCAUGGGCAGUGGGAUACUUGGCUUAUCCUAUGCUAUGGCCAACACAGGGAUCAUGGGCUUUAGUAUCUUGCUGCUGAUCGUUGCCAGCCUUGCUUCUUACUCUGUGUUUCUCCUGCUCAGUAUGUGCACUCAGACUGCUGCCACUUCUUAUGAAGACCUUGGCCUGUUUGCCUUUGGAUCAACUGGAAAGGUCCUGGUUGCAACUACAAUAAUUAUCCAGAAUAUUGGAGCCAUGUCAUCUUAUCUGUUAAUUGUGAAGUCUGAGCUUCCUGGGGCUGUUGCAGGGUUCUUGAGUGAAGCCGAGAGCGGGUCUUGGUACCUCGAUGGGAGGCUGCUGCUGCUCAUUACUUCAGUCUGCAUUGUUUUCCCUCUUGCCCUUCUUCCUAAAAUUGGCUUUCUUGGCUACACAAGUAGUUUAUCAUUUUUCUUUAUGGUGUACUUUACUCUUGUGGUUAUGAUUAAAAAAUGGUCGAUCCCUUGUCCUCUUCCUCUGAGUAGUGCCAUAGAGGCUUUACAGGUUUCAAAUUCUACCGGGGAUUGUAAAGCAAAGCUCUUUCAUCUUUCAAAAGAGAGUGCUUAUGCAAUACCAACCAUGGCCUUCUCUUUUCUCUGCCAUACCUCAGUCUUACCCAUCUACUGUGAGCUCCAAAGUCCAUCCAAAAGCAGAAUGCAGAAUGUAACUGUCACAGGAAUUGGUCUGAGUUUCCUAAUUUACUUUAUGUCUGCUCUGUUUGGGUACCUGACAUUUUAUGACAAAGUGGACUCUGAAUUGCUGAGAGGUUACUCCAGGUACCUGCCCCACGAUAUGGUCAUCAUGACUGUUAAAGUAGCCAUCCUGUUUGCUGUGCUCUUGACAGUGCCUCUAAUCCAUUUCCCAGCAAGGAAGGCCGUGUUGAUGGUAUUUUUCUCUCAUCUUCCCAUGUCGUGGAUUUGCCAUAUCCUCGUCACUUUGACCCUGAAUGCUGUUGUUGUUUUAUUUGCCAUGUACGUGCCAGACAUUAAAAAUGUAUUUGGAGUAGUUGGUUCAACCACAUCAACCUGUUUGCUUUUUGUGUAUCCUGGACUAUUUUAUCUUAAACUUAGCAGAGAGGACUUCGUAUCACCACAGAAACUUGGGGCGUGUGCCUUGGUUAUUUUUGGCAUUUGUGUUGGCCUUCUGAGUUUAGUUCUAAUAAUUUACAAUUGGGUUGAUCAUUAGCAGCCUCCUGACACACUGUCUGAACUGAGCCUCAGGAGGACAGCAAGAACCAGGGACGUGGCAACACUACAGCAAUGAAGGCUGGACAUCCUAAGGAAACACUGACCAAAGCUGCCUGUGGAAGAAAUGAAAAUGCUCUUUUCAACUGCAUUUGUGAUGGUCCUGCUUUAAUCUUCAGUCACUCUCUUCAGUUACUGGACAAUUUGUUUUUGCCAUUCUGAAACAGUGCUUUUUAGUGACAUAACAAUGACAGGUGAAGAGGUCUCUCGAGAGUUUCUGCAAUGCAAAAAUGGUUGUGGGGCACAUAAGUGAACAAAAGUAGAACUUUGAAAUAACUCCCCCUUUAAAGACAACGAGGUGAACAGGUAUUAUAUCAGUCAUUAUGUGCAUAUCAUGAUAUGUGCUGUUAGAAUAGUGCACGUUAUCCUAAACUGUGCAAGACUUCCAUUGCUUGAAUAAUUUCCAAGACUUCAGCCAGUUCAUAGUAAGAACUGUCUGAUUCCAAGUGUUUACGCUAAUUUAUCCUAAGAUGGAUCCAGAAACCAGCUGCCUUAGCCCAGUUUAAUGGGCAUGUCAUAAUAAUAUUUGUUAAUUGCUUUUUGAAAUACAGUUUUUAUGUGUCAGCACUCUUGAAUCAUACUGAUGCAAUUGUUAAAUUAGCAGGCUUUGCCUAUUGAGCACAAUAGCUUUUAGUAGCAUUAGGAAGUACUUUCAUUUUGCAGUUAAUAAUAGACAUUUUUCAAUUAGUAUCUGCUUUUGAAUACUACUCAGUAUUACUCCCAGUGAAAGACUUUCUUCUUUUUCUCUCUCAUUCCCAUUUUUACAAGUGUUACAGGUUUGAACUAGAGUGUUUCCAGAUUUUAUGUUCUGUUGUGUGUCAGAGAAGGUUUGGGCUUGAAAGGUGAAAAUCUGUCUCUGUUGAAGACGAAUAGGGAGGAACAACAAAGAGUAGAGUUGGAAUCACUUUCUCUAUUCCUGAGCCUGCAGACUAGGAUUUUUCAUGCCAACAGAUCACUUGGCUUUCUCAGGAUCCAUAAGAUACUUUUCAUUUUUGAUGGAUGGCCCGAAGGCACCAGGGUGGUGCAGCUUGGUACUGCCUCAGGAGUCCUUUUUGCUAGGAAAUAUCUUUCUACUUAGGGGUUUAAUAUAGAAAUAGGCAUGUGUGGUGAGGCCUGGGAACCAACUCAGAAGUUUUGGUAGGUUCCCAAAGAAAAGAAUCCCUGGAAAAUACUGUAGCUAUUUUUAUAAUAAAGUUUCUUGCAGAGGUUUUAUGAUUCCAGGUGAGCUGUCUAAUCGUUUGGCAGUACCAGAAACAGCAUGUCCACUCUUGGCCAGGAGUUUCCAGCUCCUUCUGUGGCACUGGCAGUGGCUCCUAUCAGCUUGUUUAACCAGCAGAAAACCAACAUGGCUGAGAGAUGUGACAUGUUAUCUGCCAAAAAAAAUUAACUUCCCUUUAUUCUUGCAGUUCUCCCGACUUGUUUAGCUCUUGGUAGCCAGGUGUAGCUGCCUUCCUGCCUGUGGCUGCCCUCUGAUAGCUGUGUCUCCUGGGCUUCAUUGCACUACAGGGAUUCAGACGCUCAGGGAGUCUCUGGCAGUACUGUAAAAAGCUAAAUAUAUACCUUCCAAAAGUGUGCCUUCAGCAAGCAGUGACAGCUGUACAUCAGGAAGUGAUUUCCUGUGUGACUGAACCAAAACUUCGUAGGAAAACAGAAGAUCUUACAUUGAUGAGAAUGAACUCAGGGAUUUUUGUCAGACAUUAGAAUUUAGGGAGCGUAUUUAUUAGAAUUCUUAUGGAAAUUUUUUCUCAUUUAUUAUAUCUGCUCUUGUAGAUACUAUGGAGUAGUACCUGUAGGACAUCACUGCAGUCACUUUAUUUUAGACUAACCAACAAGGCUUAACUGAAUACUUAGAUGAUCUGUGAGGGGACAGGAAGUUGGCAAAGCUUUGCUAAGCUUUUGCUCUUUCGUCCUCCCCCCUGAAAAAGCUGAGUCUUGCCAUGCUCUGUUGCCCCCGGGCAGUUGGGUUUGUGUGCAUCAUCUUAAAAAUGUGACUGAGAAAAUACCUGAAAUGCAGUGUUAAUUUUACAGUGGAUUCCUGUCACGCUGCAGAAAUCACCACAGUAUUGUUUUUAAUCCCUGGGUAUUAUCCUAACUAGCCUGGCUGUCAACUGACUGUUCUGAUAGGUAGACUUUGGAAUGAUUGAAUGCCAGUGUAUGAAGUUAAUACUUGGUGAGGAUGAAUGGAAGCAAUUCACAGCUCUGCUGAGCUCUAUUAUUACAUUUUGGCUGUGGUGCAGAAGGGAUAGCACAGGGGGUUACAGGAUGUCUGUUCCCCUUCAUCUGAUAAAGACUUAGAAAUGCUGCUACUUCUAAGUUUCUAUAAUACUUAAAAUAUGGAGGGAGGGAGAGGGGCAGAAAGAGAAGGAACUUCUAUUGCCAAAUUUAGAAGGAGGUAUGAGUGUUGUCCACAAAGAAAAAACAGAGUAAGAACACUGUUUUUAUCCUUCACAUCUCUCAUGGCCAUUCUGUGCCUUGUGUCUGUGUUUUGCUACAGUUGAGUAUUUGCAUGAAUUUUUUGAGGAAAACAGGCCUCCAGUGUGGAACUCUCUGCUCACUCAAAUGCUGAGAAAUAUUUUCUUCUUUAUUCUUGUGUGUGGAUUUUUUUUUCCCCUUCUGAAUUUCCAGAUUUAUAAAUUUCAGUGAUUCUGCUUUAUUACACGUCAUUGGCAUUUUCCAACCUUUUCUGAAGACUUGACAGGAAUGGGUGAAGGGACCCACAGCAUUUCUGCACUCCCUUGGCAAGGUUCCCUUUCCCCAGCUGAGCAGGAAGAACAAUGUAAGAGAUGAAAAUUCAUUGGUUGCCUUUGAUUUAUUUUCUCUGUUUCUCCUAUUUCCAUCCCUUCUCCAUUUGAAGGCUGCUCAGAUUUCAGCUGGGCUGUGGCAAGCCGGGUGUGGAGAGUGUCUUUUGUAACCAACAUGGCAGGAAGGAGACUGACAAACAACAGCCCUCAAAACUGGGCUUUGCAUUGUGGCAAAUGCUCAUCUUUUAUUCCCACGUUUCUGAGCAGUUUGGAUUUUAAUGUAUUGAUUUUCAUGGCAGGAGCUUGUUUGAAAUUGUAUAAUGACAGUUGAGACACUGUCAAACUGUCCUGUCUUCUGCUCUUUAGAGCAGGGUUAGGGACCUCUGUGGAUAUUUUGCCAAUAUGGCCCAGCUCAUUUAAAAUGAAUUCCUGAAAUUAAUUUUGAGGAUUAUUUGUAAGGAAUACGAAGCAUUUGCACUAACAUCAGCUUACACUGAUAUUACUAUAAAAAAUAGACAUAGGCAUAGACAUAUUUAUCAAUGGAUCACUUAAAAUACUUCAAGAUCAAUCAACUUGUUUCCAAAUGUCCCCUACUUAAGGAGAUGGAAAUUGAUAUUUCUGUAGUGGGCAGCCUAAUGUGCCCUUGUGAUUAAAGACUGAAAUUCAGUUCAGUCCAGGACUCAAAUAACAUUGAUUGUUGUAGAAUUCCUUUCCCAGUUAGAUUUAUUUUAACACUUUACCUGAGAUCAUUGGUUUACAAUUGACUUUCAUGUUGAAAGCAUUCACUGUAGUUGCUCUGCCUAUGGAGAAACCUUUGGAUAUGUUUACUGUUACUGCCAGUGGGAGAGUUUCCAGUAUUAUAAAAGCGCUGCCUGAUUUCUGCCGUUUGUGGUGGUGGUUCUGGUAUUUGCAUUUCAGUUGUGAUCAUCCAGCCACGCUUCAUGUGGAAAUGGAAUUCUCAAGUUCAUGUAAUGAUCUGCAUGUAAAAAAUUGCCCAGCUCACGUCAAACCUGUGUGUGGUACAAUAAGUUUUCCUUUUUGAGUUCUCCUUGCCUCAGGUUCACUGCGGGACAGCCAAGGUGUGUCCCCAGGAAAGCCAAACAAACAGAAAAUAAAG